AUGGCCCAUCCUAAUCGUGUCUGGCACGGCCCGGCCCGCCGAGGCAAGGGUCGUGCCGUGCCGGCCCGCGUGCUGCAGCCUGCAGCCCGGCACGCUCGUAACCGAGAGCACCAGGCCUCAAAACUUGCCGCACGGCCCCGCGCCUCGCGCCCUCGUCGCCGGCCGUGGCCACGCUCGCCCGCGCCGUGGCCGUUCCUGGCCGCGUCAGCGCCGCUCCCCGGCCUCCGCGUGCCGCCCGCGCCAGGCCGUGGCCGGCUCCGCCCGGCCACACCGCGCCUUGCGCCAUCGCCAUCUGACCGCAUCGGCCGCCUCGCGCCUCGGCCGCGCUCACGCGCUCGUCCGCACCGCCGGACUUGCGCCCUCCGCGCCGCGCCCCAGACCACGGCCUCCGAGCUGCGACGCGCCCCCGCGCCCGGCCGCCCGGCUGCGCGCCCUCCUGCCCAAGGCCGCUGCCCGGCCGCGCCGCGCUCCCGCGCUCAGCCGCGGCCUCCUGGCUUCGUGCCCGUGGCGUUCGCAGAACACGCCGACGCCAACGCGGGCUGGAGCAAGCUCGCGGAGAGGCUUUACGGCCGCACCAUGGCCGCCAUCGACCGCCGCGUCGGGACUUGA
Messenger RNA from Aegilops tauschii subsp. strangulata, 609 nucleotides. Lineage: Eukaryota; Viridiplantae; Streptophyta; Magnoliopsida; Poales; Poaceae. The record is from RefSeq and is a predicted model, not a curated record.